AUGUACAACACGAAGUCUUCCUGCAAGGCAUUUUGCUGUGAUGUCAGCCUGACGACCACUGACCGGAAGGUCAAAAUUGUACCUGGAAUCCAAUACUACUUAGAUGGUGAUCGAAGUCCGAACAAUGGCCCAAUAGUGAUCGCCUCUCGAUUGAGGAAGGAGGUCGAACUAGAUGUGUCGACGCAACUUAGUGGUGGUGCCUGUAUGAACACUUCAAGACACUACGAGAGUUCUGAAAUUGCAAGUAUAAGCACCCUGGCCCGCACACCAGGUCAACCUCAGGAAACAGCACGGGUGCGAAACAGCAAGACCAACAACAACACAUCAACUCUCCCACCCAACCGGUAUGGCAUAAUCGGCACCGCUAACGCGCCGCACGAAGCCACCACGUUCGGCGACCACCCACGUGCCCGCGCGGCUCGUAACGCGCCUGCACGACGCCAACACCAGUCCAUGACGCGUGCUAUGGGAUUUUCCCCGUUUCCAUCGCGAUCUGGAGAAGGGGCGGAUUCACAAUGCCUCGAAGAGGAAACUGCUUAG
This is a messenger RNA of Macroventuria anomochaeta, 540 nucleotides long. RefSeq lists its product as uncharacterized. The transcript is spliced from 5 exons. The record is from RefSeq and is a predicted model, not a curated record. The coding region runs from base 1 to 540 and encodes 179 amino acids. NCBI's taxonomy places the organism in Eukaryota, Fungi, Ascomycota, Dothideomycetes, Pleosporales, Didymellaceae.